Phragmites australis (common reed) is the source of this 1223-nucleotide messenger RNA. RefSeq lists its product as uncharacterized. The transcript has 5 exons. The record is from RefSeq and is a predicted model, not a curated record. Lineage: Eukaryota; Viridiplantae; Streptophyta; Magnoliopsida; Poales; Poaceae. Bases 1 to 1218 code for a protein of 405 amino acids. Gene Ontology annotation, molecular function: protein dimerization activity.
AUGCAUUCUUUAUCGCUGCAGUUAAAGAAACACAAAAAUGGGGAGAUAAGAGCAGUGGUAACUAAUUUGGGUCCAGAAAAUAUUGUACAGAUUGUGACUGAUAACGGGUCCAACUAUAAGAAGGCAUGUCAGGUUUUGAGAAGGGAAUAUCCUGCUAUCACGUGGCUGCCUUUUGUGGCACACACGAUAAAUUUAAUGUUAAAGUCGGUUGGUGAUUUUAGAGAACACGACAUUGUCAUCCAAAGUGCAAGGGCUAUAUCACGAUGGCUGUACAAUCAUUCGAAACUACAUGAAAUGAUGAAGGCAGCAAUUGGUGGAGAGUUGGUGAGGUGGAAUGCCACAAGAUUUGGAACUAACUACCUAUUUCUUGAUAGCUUUCUACGACGAAAGGAUAAGUUCAUACAAUGGAUGGCAUCCAGCAGUCUCGAUACAUUAGUUCUGAUAUUGGAAGAUAUGCACAUGGACAAAGUGCCAACAUUGAGUGAGGUACUCCUGAGAUACACCAUUGUGAAGCAUGAGUAUGAAUCAUUGUAUAAGAAUGAUAGGGAUUCUUUGGAUAAGUACAUGGCAAUUGUCGAUCGUAGAAUGAAUGAUCUAGCCAAUGGGACAUACAUGAAUGCCGCGGCCGUUUUGAACCCCCGCACGCAUUACGCGUAUGGCACAGGUCCAACCUUGUUCGAAGAUCUCCGUGAGGCAUUUGAGCGGCUGACUGAUGUUACUACUGCCGCGGAAGCACUUAUUGAGGCUGAAACAUGGUGGUCCAUGUUUGGUUCAUCUACACCUACACUAUCAAUGCUUGCUAGACGCCUAGUGUCACAGUGCGCCUCAUCUAGUGGUUGUGAGAGGAACUGGAGUACAUUUGCUUUCAUCCACACCAAAGUUCGCAACCGAUUAAGCUACAAGAAGCUCCAUAAGUUGGUGUAUGUCAACUACAACCUGAGAAUACAGAACAACUUGAAUGCAGGUAUCAGGUCAACUCUUGAUGAUGAUCCAUUUCAGCGGCUUAUGGAGCUCACAUUGAAUGAGGAUAACAAUCCGGUCCGGGACUGGAUGGAGACCGGGAGAUCAAAUGCAGCCCCUGAGCUUGACGAGGAGGACACAGAUAGCGACGUACCCUUGCCUACUCACCUGGUGACAGACAUAGUGAACACACCUGACUUGCAACAAUGGGCUGCUACAACGGUUGGUGACACACACACGGGAAAGAGGAAGAAGUAAAUGAC